Molecule: messenger RNA, 2941 nt
Organism: Micropterus salmoides (largemouth bass)
Lineage: Eukaryota; Metazoa; Chordata; Actinopteri; Centrarchiformes; Centrarchidae
Gene: cipca
Product: CLOCK-interacting pacemaker a
Exons: 4
Coding region: 151-1203 (350 amino acids)
Biological process (GO): negative regulation of circadian rhythm; negative regulation of DNA-templated transcription
Cellular component (GO): nucleus
Source: RefSeq, a predicted model, not a curated record
AAUAAUGCCAGCUGCUGUAAAAGCUAAAAGAAGAAGUAGAGGAAGCAAGACCAGAGUCGAGUAACUUACUACUGUAGGGAAAGUGUAACCUUGGAUGUCACUCUAAACGGAUGUUUGUUUCCAAGCAAAGGGCGUAUUGAAGAGAUAAGCAUGAGCAGUUUUAGUAGACCCGGCAGACACAGGACACCACCAUUCACCAGGGCAACACACAUUGGAGUGUCCAAGUCUGACCUGGAGAGAGAUUCAGGCUUCUCAGAUGCCAGUUCUGAGUACUUCAGCACAGUCGAUCUGACUGACUCUGAAGAUGCAGGAAGGAAUAGGUCGAUAGUUGGCGAGUCGAUAGCCGGCCAGGACUUGACUGGAGGCUCAUAUGCUGGACUGUCUCCAAUGAUCAUCAUGAAUAACUUUGUCUUAAAGCAGCCACCCCUGAUGGCUCAAGCAGAAAAACAGUGGGGCUUUCCUUCAUCUUUAGAAGUGAUGCCUCAAUCACAGGUUGUUCUUCUUCAACCCAUGGUAUCAAAUGGUAGCAGCAGCUCUGACAAUAUCCGACAAUCAAAAAGCUACAUGCCCAUCCUCAAGUCAUACCCCAGAAUUGCCCCACACCCUGCAGAAGCACCCACUAAGAGGACGGGAUCGUCCAGGGCGAGAGUUAGUUCAACGUUGGGAUAUAACCAGCAACAGAAGAGGCACCACCAAGGCCUAAAGCUUUACAGCUCCCCCAGCCCGCAGCCAGCACCUCCGACUCUCAAACCCAUCUCCAACUUUGCAGCAGCAGACAACCAGUCACAAACAGCAGAAAGUCAGGCGCAACUCAGUGACAAGUCUCUCUCCUCGCUGGCAGGGACCACCUCUCUGCCCCCCUACACAGAUAAAUUCAGGAUAGAGAUUGACAGCGACAGGAUGCAUGCUGACCAAUACCAGGACUCCUUCUCAAUUGACAAUAACAAAUUGAAACGUUUCAGCAAUACCUACAACAUUCUCAAUAAAUCUGGCUUGCUGGGGAUCACGUUGCGCACAAAGCAGCUGAUCAAGGAGAAUAAACGCACCCAAGGCCAGCUGCAGCAGCUUCAGGAGCAAACGGCCCUGCUGCUGGAGGCUCUGAGCAGCGGAGACCCGCAGCUCUGGACUAAACUGCAGCUCUCUCUGCAGCACACAGACAAGGAGCAAUGGGGAGCUAAAGCUCCUCAGAGAGUCCUGGCAUAAUGUAUUCAGUGGACAUGACCAGCAGUUCUCAAUCAGAGGUUCACAAGAUGAUUUAUUAAAUGUGAAAUCAUAUCUCAAAUCUUAACAAUAAACACUUUCACAGCAUCUGGCAUCUUAACUUAACAAACUAAAACUUCUAACUAACCUAAACCAUAUACUUUCACACUUCUGUCAGGAGGUUGCUAUACAGAUCAUCUUAAAUUUGCACGCUGCAGAGCCAGAAACAUUCAGAACUGCUGGUCAAAUAUGAAGUUGACACCUACACACCUACUAAUACCAAGUUGAGAAGCAAGCUUACAUUUCAAACCCUCGCCUAUAAUGAAUUUUCUUGUCUCUCCUCCUUCAAAAUGUCAAGUAUCACUUGUAACAGGGCUAUGGAUUCUAUAUGUUGAAAUCCUGAAUCCAUAAUAGCCAUGCCUUACUGCACAUGUGAGGACACAUGGGUUUAAUUCCUUACACAUGCCUUGAAUGUGAUUACUGUAGAGGAAAUAUAAGCAUCAUUUUUACUUUUUAAAUCAAGUAGGAAACAUGGUGUGGAUACCUCUGGCCUGUGUUUCAGUUUUCUUCUUCGCAGAGAAGGGCCUUGAAUCAAUAGGGCACUCUCUUGUCUCUUUUUUAAAACAUUUUCUUUGUUUUUAAAUUGGAUGGUAAAUGAAAAUGAAUGAGCCCAUGCCUCCUUAGUGAGCAAAUGUACGUACUAAACGCUUGUAUUCUCAAACAACAGCUGGAUAGCACACAGUGAAUUCAGAAGGCUGGCAAAACCAUUACCAUUGUUUUCUGUUUGUUUUAUAUUUGUGCUGCUUGGUGUCAGUAUUAUUUAUUUUUAAUUAUGUUUCUCACCGAGACUAAAGCUGUGUGAAUAAUAUAAUCAAACUAAGCACAUUAUGAUGAGGUUUCCAGUUCACUGGCAAAGCAAGCGCCUUUUUUCAAAAGAUACCUUAAAGAACUGCGUAGGAAUUUGCAAAGGUUUCAACUGUAGCAAGUGAAGUGCUGUAGCCAUGCAUUUUUCUCUCGACUUUGCAUAUGUUGCUGCCAUGUUCAUUCCUGCUGCUUAAGCUCAGUGUGAUGUGUUAUUAAUUGAAACUCCAAGGCAAAGAAAUGACAGCUAAAUGGCUUCUUUUAGUUUGAUAUUACGGACUCUUGCACUUUAGUUAUACGAUUACUGACAACAUUUCUAGACAAAUGUUACGACAUGUAUCCCUAAGUGAGCACUCUGUGUUGAUAAAACAUUGAGAGUAUAAAUGUACCUGGAUGCCAGUGCCUUCUUUGAAUAUGUUUGUACUUCAGAUCAAUUAUUGAGCAGCGUAGAUUGUGAGCUUCAUGUGGAAGAAAGUUGAAUGUACUACUCCAAAGAAUUAAUAUUCUUCUCUGAAUCGAAAAACAAACCGUGCCCUGGUUAGGUAAUACAUCCAGAGUUGCAGUAGAAAGAAUAGCAUGAAGACAAGUCAUAAAUGGUUCAGUUUUAAUGUUAAGUUGAGGAUAACUGUUAACUGUAUUUAUUUUUAACAAUGCACUACUGUUGCAAUAUUUUCUAAUUGUGAUUAAUUAAUUGUAAAACUAAGAAAUAAUCGAGUCAGUCUUGAGGUUUUAAGAGUGCAAAAGGAGGGGUACAAAAUGUAUUUAAAGAUUGCUUUUCAGAGAUUGCUUUUUUUCUGUAAUUGUGAAAAGUGCUUUGUAUUGUUACUUUAGCAGGUCACUGACUAAUAAUGAACUCUCAUAAAACUCUGUUUGAAGACCA